Molecule: messenger RNA, 1869 nt
Organism: Alternaria arbusti
Lineage: Eukaryota; Fungi; Ascomycota; Dothideomycetes; Pleosporales; Pleosporaceae
Exons: 4
Coding region: 1-1869 (622 amino acids)
Source: RefSeq, a predicted model, not a curated record
AUGGACGGACAGGACACUGGCGCUCUGCCAAAGCCCAAGCCCAAGCCAAAAAGGUUCAUUCCGGUGCCCCCGGAGUACCGUCGCCUCACUCAUACUACAGAACGCGAGCACAUCGUCAACGAGAUCAAGAUCAACACUGGCUGCGAUGUCAUCCCCAAAUGGGACGCUGGGUAUAUCACUCAGUUCGCCAUUGCUGGACAAGGUGCAGGCCUUGAGAAGGCCGUCCGAUACAUUAACCACUGGAUCUCUAACGCGCAUAUCAAGUCAAAAGACUCAUCAUCAUGGGCGAAGACACCUGCAUUCGAUCAUAACAAAUGGUACUACGACAGCAUUGAAGAGCGAGAGCGUCAGCGGAAGGACGAGUUCAAGGGCAAGGCGCCUGAGGUAUCAAAAGGCGAGAUGCCACUGGCGAGCAUCAUCGUGUGCUGGCCGGAGGACCUCCUCAACGAAGGCGUCACUCCUCGCGAUGUCUUCAAUAACAAGCUAGAAGCGCUUAACGCCAUUCGGACUCAGAACGAGCAUGUAAUCAACAUGAUUCUUGAUGAGAAAGAGGGCUUGGAGGUUGUUCUGGAGGAGGCUGACGCGUGGUGGCCGAACCUUCAAGAUCGAGUCGUACCUCGCCUCCUCUCCAGUGGGAUAAUGGAAACCUCCGGCAGUUUCCGCAAUGAGAUCAUGCACUUCACGCAGCUUUCAAAGAUCCAGCAUUCAUUUCAGCUGGCCCUUGAAGCUGUGCGCCACACGAAAGGCGCGUACGAUAUGGCUAUUCGGCUAGGGUGCCUGGCUCUGAGCUCAAGACAUAUCAAGGAGGAUAAGAUUGGCCAGAAGUUCGGGAAGGAGAUAUUCUUGAAGUCGAUUAACGGACCUGUUACAGUUGAGAUAAAGAAGUGGCUUGCUGAUGAUGCACUGGGCUCGCAAAUCCUGGGAGCACUCUGCAUGGCCAAUGAUUUCCUGGAGCCGACGAAGUCUUCUGCCUAUUUCGGUUAUACGCCGAAAUCGCUGCAAGACACUCGUCCAAUGUUCCGAGGAACGUGGGUGUUCACAGACCCCAGCAGCGUUGUUGCUCCACCGCGUGAGCCGGUAGCUGUGCGCCAUGCUGGACGUCCGAAAGCGCCUCCCCAAGCUCCUGCUAGUACAACCACUCCAUCCGCAGCGCCGCAGUCCGAACUCAUCGUUGUUCAGGUCGACUGGACUGAUGACGAGGAGGGCUUGUACGAGAAGACAACAACCCGGUUCUACAAAAUUGAUCAGGGUCGUAAAACACCAAAGAAGAACAUGGAUAUCAAUCUGCUGGAGCUGGGAGAGAGCCGAGGAUGGCACUUCGCCCUUGAGUCCUUGAUUCCUGUGGCAGCGAAGAGCAUCUCGCCAGUCAUUACUGGCUUCGCUGAUCGAGUCAAGAUGAGACCCAACCACGAUUAUCGUUCCACGGAAAGCUUCGCUGAGUGGGAUCAGACACCUACCGUCAAGAAGCACCUACGGAACGGCCGUCUGGAAACCAUCUACUCAUUCGGCAUCAAGCAGACCUGCUACAAGGUUGAGGCUACUUGUAUGUGGUACCCAGGACAGAGACUUCCCGUCUGGGGUCUCUGUGUCCGCCACUCUGAAUGGGCUACUCAUCUUGCGGAACUUGAGCGUCUCCCUGUAGGUCGAAAGGCCGACUGGGGUCACACUGUGGCUACCUUCCUGCCAGAUGACGGACAGUCUUGCUACUCCAGCGCGGUUGAGGACGAGGACUUCGGAAUGAGGAACCUCGAUCUGGGCCCUGGCGUUGAAGCACCACCACGCGAUGGUAUCCGCAUCCUCAUGGACAAGCUGCUUCAGCUAUCAGCCAUCGUCAGUUCUGUCACAGACAUGGGAGGCGUCGCUAUCUAA